GUUCGUCGUCUGGACGCCGCGCUCAGACGUCCAUUAACAGAGCUGGAAGCUGGAAGCCAAGUAGCUUGCAGAAUCGACAAUAUCAUAGAGCAUAUCUGCCCGAAAAGGACGCUACUAUCGCAAUAACGCCAACAACAACAGCAACAACAACACCACCAACAACAACGGCAGCCUCUCGAGACAGCAGAAUCCAGCAUGUCCAUAAACGGCACCGCCAACGCGGGAGAGCGUCAUGGACUACUAUCUGCGGACUGGGCGGACUGGGCCGAACUGGGAGCCAAGCCAGGCACGAAGUACCUGCUGCUGGCUCUCGCGAGCUGGUUCCUUUACCGCACUCUGUUCUUCGUCAAGAGCCGGCCCAUGCUUCCCAUCACAAUGCCGCUCGACAUCAUUCUCACCACCGUGUGUGUGACCGCCGGCGGAACGCCUCAGAAACUCCGAAACCUCUUCCGGCGAUAUGGCGGCCCUCUGUACGGAUUCACCGGCAAGCAUCAAGUCAUAUAUGACCCCAGCAUCAGCGGGCCGCUCUUGACCAACGGCCAGCCCAACCAUUCCCUCGAGUCCAGGACGGUGAUGUGGAGCCUUUUCAUGCGCGUCGGGGGGACUGGCAAGAAAGAAGGCGAGGCGCUGCACACGAAGUGGCAGGCCUCGUACAAGGACCUGCUGCUUGUUCUCGAACGAACCUUUCUCAACGAGCACGGCGCGGCCAACACGUUGACGGCAGGGAACAUCCCGCACAGAAUAGCCAACCUGGUGUCGUACGUCGACGGGAGUGACAAGACGGCGCUCAGAGGCUGGGAGCGCACCGCGGACGUCAAGGUCAUCCGGCCCGACACCCCGGAACAGCCAGGCAUCGUAGAGCUCGACUUGAUGAACCUGCUCCGAGACUUCGGAGCCCACCUGGCCAUCUCGCUCCUUUUCGGCGAGGAGUGGCUGGCAAAGUACCCGGAAUGCAUCGAGGACCUCUGGAAGUUUGAGGAGCAGGUCCUCUUCCUGAGCCUGGGUCUGCCGAGAUGGAUUCCGCUGCGGUCCUUUCAAGAGGGCGACUUCGCCCGCAACCGCAUCACGGAGCGCGUGGGCGACCUGUUCCGGCGCAUAUCAGACUACCAAGACGGGGCCAUCGGCGGCGACGACCUGAGCGACGUCCCAGCCGUCUCGUUCGGACGCAGCGAGGUGUUCCGCAAGCACGACGUCAGCCACUACCACCGCGCCGUGAUCGAGACAAGCCUGCUGCUGGGCCAGAACAGCAACACGCAGCGCGCCACGUCGUGGCUCAUCAUCUUCAUCUGCUGCACCCCAGGCCUGCUUGAGCAGCUCCGCGACGAGGUGGCCCCGUACGUCGUGGUCGAACGCGACGCGGCCACGGCCCGCCACGAGAUCAAGACGUUCGACCACGUCUCCAUCCACAACAAGUGCCCGCUGCUCAAGGCGGCAUUUUACGAGACGUUCCGCCUCACGAACGAGACUGCCUCGGUGCGCCACGUGUCCAAAGCCGUCGAGGUCCCCAUGUCCACGGGGGAGGGCCCGGACAAGUCGUCCAAGACGCAUACCCUGCCGCAGGGGAGCUGGGUGACGAUCCUCCACCAUCUCGUCCAGCACGACCCGGCCAUCUUCCCGGACCCCAAGAAGUUCGUGCCCGAUCGGUUCCUGCAGACCGAUCCCAGCACGGGGGCCAAGGUCGCGCGGCCGGGCUGCAUGAAGCCGUGGGGGAUCGGCUCCGGCAUGUGCCGCGGCCGGACCUACGCGGAGAAGCAGGUCCUGGCCAUCGCGGCGGCCUUUAUCACUCUCUACGAAGUCCAACCUGAGGGCGGCAAGGAGGGUGUGCUGACGGUGCCCCAGGGCUUGCCGGGCACGGGGACGAAAGUGCCCAAGGGGGGCAUCCGGGUGAGACUGAGGAGGCGGGAGUUUGAAUGAGUGAGGUCGUGUUACAAAAAGACUAUUGGAGUCCUCUUGGGAAAUUAGUGGUGCGCUUUACUUGAGCAUAUAGCACGUCCUCAUAUUGUAGCGCACCCGAGGUGAUGGUCAUAGACCUCUGGACAACUCCAUGCUCUUGGGGUGUAGGCGAACGAUAAAAGUCUGAUUCAUUGCUGUUAAGUUGUGUCUUUUUGCGUAGUCAUAUAUUUGGCGAAGCCCUAUAGCAUGAUUUCGUUCUAUCGUUUCCCGUCUGAUACCCGUCAUUGACCCAACGGUGGUUAGGUACGCAGUUUUUGCAUAGAGAAAACGUCACUCUC
Messenger RNA from Colletotrichum destructivum, 2231 nucleotides. Its product is annotated as Putative cytochrome P450. The transcript is spliced from 2 exons. Bases 196 to 1914 code for a protein of 572 amino acids. Gene Ontology annotation, molecular function: monooxygenase activity; iron ion binding; oxidoreductase activity, acting on paired donors, with incorporation or reduction of molecular oxygen. The record is from RefSeq and is a predicted model, not a curated record. Lineage: Eukaryota; Fungi; Ascomycota; Sordariomycetes; Glomerellales; Glomerellaceae.